Ceratina calcarata is the source of this 1169-nucleotide messenger RNA. Its product is annotated as mitochondrial fission process protein 1. The transcript is spliced from 3 exons. The coding region runs from base 476 to 949 and encodes 157 amino acids. NCBI's taxonomy places the organism in Eukaryota, Metazoa, Arthropoda, Insecta, Hymenoptera, Apidae. Gene Ontology annotation, biological process: mitochondrial fission. The record is from RefSeq and is a predicted model, not a curated record. Gene Ontology annotation, cellular component: mitochondrion.
CUAUUAAAUCUUUUCCGUACCAUGUCAAAUUUCCUUCCAAAUGGAACGCAAAGAUUGUUUUGUUCGUGUCCUGUCAAGGUUCAUAUUUUGUUCACCUUUGAUCGCAUCGGUAAUUCAGGACAUUUCAGGACCUGUAGCAAAAGUUCUCGCUGCAUGUACAAUCUGCGUGUAUCCUGAAGUCUGUGGUGUUAUUCCAAUUUCGAAUUCUUCCGACGAUCAAUGUCCUUCCAAAGUAUUUUAUAAUCGUACCAAAGUAAUCAUUUAUUUAAAUGAAUCUAUAAUUUUUCUUCGUAUACUUCGAACAUCUUUAAUGAAAUCGGUUUUACGCCGAUGUAUGCCAUUUAAUCGUGAAACUGAGGCAUCGGAAGUGUUCCAUAGGUUAUGUAUUUAAAUACCUGAUGAUUAAAGCAAUUUACUAUGAAAGGGAUAAAAGAAGUGGACCUAUACCGUGACACUCCAGUCAGAUAUUUGGGUAAUGAGAAAUAGGCUCACUGUUAUUCAAUUUUUGAUUCACGUUUUCGUUACAUGCUAUGCAAACGAAGUAGGAGAGGCAUUUAGAUCUAUAGUUCCAAAUUCAGUAGUACGGCUUAGUUACGUUAUAGCCAGUGGCUACGUGCUCGCAGACACGAUCAACAGUGGUCUCAAAGCUUAUCGUAAGGAUGUUACUCCAGGAAGAACAAAAAAUGCUUUAAUGGGUAUGACAGACACGUUACUGUGGCAGUCAUUUGCUUCUGUGAUCAUUCCUGGUUUCACGAUUAACAGAAUCUGUGCCACUGUUCAAUUUUUACAAAAAAGAAGCAACAAUGUGGCCUUAAGGAACAAAUGGAUCCCAACUGCAAUUGGUCUAGCUUCUAUACCUCUAAUAAUACGUCCCAUAGACAAUAUGGUAGAAGACGUAAUGAACGUCACUUAUCGAAAGUGGGUAGGAUACCAUCCUAAGCACUCUUGAUUAUGAACAUCCGUUCUGAUGGACAGUAGAUUCAAAUUGACAAAAAAAGACAAAUAUUCUGCCGCUUAAUAUUAUAGGUAUUAUACAUAUAAGGUUAUUAGCAUAAUGCGCCUGAAAGUUAUGCCUAUUUUGUUACAUUAUACUUGUUAAAUAUUUUUAUUUCUGUAUAUUUCGGAACGUAUAUUUUAAAAUAAACUGUUAAAAAAAAAUCGUUGGCGUA